Messenger RNA from Camelina sativa (false flax), 1203 nucleotides. NCBI's taxonomy places the organism in Eukaryota, Viridiplantae, Streptophyta, Magnoliopsida, Brassicales, Brassicaceae. The record is from RefSeq and is a predicted model, not a curated record.
AUGUCUUUGUUUUGAAGAGCCGCUUUAGUCGUUUUGUGUUGCAUGUUUGUGUUGACUCCAUCUUUUACUACAGCAGCAACAGUACAAGGACUUCAUGCUAGAUGUGAAUCUCACAGCUUCAAAAACGGAAAAACCUUUAGCUCCUGCACGGAUCUUCCGGUGUUAGACUCGUUUCUACACUUCAGCUAUGCUCGAGAAACCGGAGCUCUUGAAGUUGCUUACCGUCACGCCAAUCUAGAGUCUUCUAGUUGGAUCGCUUGGGCCAUUAACCCGACGAAAAAAGGCAUGCUAGGUGCUCAAGCUAUUGUGGCUUACCGUAACUCAACUUCUGGCGUUAUGCGUGCAUAUACUUCCUCCAUUAAUAGCUACGCUCCUAGGCUUCAAGAAUCUCCUCUUAGCAUCCAAGUGACACAAGUAUCUGCUGAAUAUAUUGAUAGGGAGAUGACGAUAUAUGCAAAUUUAUUGUUGUCUCCUAACACAACCGUCGUGAAUCACUUAUGGCAAGAUGGCCCGUUGAAGGAAGGAGAUACACUUGGAAUGCACGCAAUGAGUGGAGAUCAUCUCAAAUCUAUGGCUUCUUUGGAUUUGCUUUCCGGACAAGUCACAUCCACAAAAUCAGUUAACGGAAACAUGUUGUUGGUAAAACAAAUCCAUGGAGUUGUAAAUGCAGUGAGUUGGGGAAUUCUCAUGCCAAUUGGUGUUAUGGCCGCAAGAUAUAUGAAGACAUACGAAAUAUUAGAUCCUACAUGGUUCUAUGUGCACAUAAUUUGUCAAACCACCGGUUAUUUUGCUGGUUUAAUUGGAGGAUUAGGAACAGCAAUAUACAUGGCGAAACAUACCGGGAUGAGAACUACAGCGCAUACAGUGAUUGGGUUGCUUCUUUUUGCUUUAGGGUUUUUACAGAUACUUGCACUUAAAGCAAGACCAGGCAAGGAUCAUAGGUUCCGAAAAUAUUGGAACUGGUAUCAUCACACUGUGGGUUACAUAGUGGUUAUACUAAGUGCCUACAACAUUUACAAAGGCUUGUCUAUUUUACGACCCGGAAGCGGCUGGAAGAUCGCCUACACCACAAUAAUAUGUGCCAUUGCAACAUUUGCGAUUGUAAUGGAGAUUUUGCAGUUCAAGAAGAGAUGGGGAAGCUUGUUCUGCAAGAAAGAGAAAGGUGUUAAAGCUGAUCCAACAAAUUCUAUUGAUGUGGUCUAG